AAUGAAGCACUCCUUGUGUUGGUCUGAACACUUUUGCAAUGCACUGUAAAACAGCAAAAAUCAGAAACAAAUGGAAUGAAACACAUAAAGGAUAAUAAACAAAUGCUUCCAGAAUGCAGCCCCCAGCUAAUCAGAUGAAAAUAAACAGUUUUGUUUAUUUUUGUCUGAUAAACAGAGGGAAAAAUUAGUCUGAUUGGAUUGAAUUGGGAGCAUUUCUUAUCUCCUUGGGGAAAUAGAAUAAAAUAUAAAAUAUGGAAACUUAAACACACUAAUUUUACCCCAUAUAUCGGGCUUAAAAUGAUGAAAGAAAAUUCUUGACUUUUCAAGACUGUGUAUAUUAACCCCGAUUACAGAACCGUAUGGCUUCACGGUUGGUGGAUCUUUGAGUUUGACUCCCUUCCAGAUGGUGGCGCUGAAGAGAUGAGCCGUGAGAGCAAAGACAAGAGGAAGCGCGACAUUUCUGUUUGUGGCGCAAGUAGCUAGCUAAGCUAACACGUUUCGUUACCAAGAAUGGCAACGUCCAAGAAGGGGAAAAAAGUAGUAAAUCAAGAAGAACUCCGGCGGUUGAUGAGGGAGAAACAACGGCAGAACACGGAGAAGAAACGCGUGGAAUCUCCCUUCGCCAAAUACAACAGUUUGGGUCACCUCAGCUGUGUCCUGUGCUCCGUGCAGGUGAAGUCUGAACUUCUGUGGCCAGCUCAUGUUCUGGGGAAGCAGCAUAAAGACAAGGUUGCAGAGUUGAAAGAAGGAAAGAGCCAACCAGCUGUAUCACAAAGUCACCCUGUAAAAAGGAAAACACAGGACAGCGUGGAAGUUGUUGGGAAAAAGGCCAAACCAGCAGGUCAGUCUGAGUCGGGUUUGCCUGGAGACUUUGAGAAGCCUUCCGAAAAGGCGACUGCUUCCACACAGAAAUCUGCAGGACUGAGCCUCUUAGGAGGAGUUUACGACGAGGACGACGAUGAAGACGCUGAUGAAGCCGACGUCCCAGCGCAGCCCGCUAAAGAGCUGCCAGCUGAUUUCUUUGACAGCUCCAUCCCACCCACGCCUGCCAUUUCCCACUCGGGAUCUAUCCUCAAAGCAGACGCCCCGGAGAAGACCCCCGAAAAGAAAGACAACACAGCCGAGGCGCUGCCCGAGGGCUUCUUUGACGAUCCGGUCAGAGACGCCAAAGUGCGGAACGUCGACGCCCCGAAAGAUCAGAUGGACAAGGAGUGGGAAGAGUUUCAGAAGGAGAUCCGACAGGUGAACACCAAGUCUGAGGCCAUCGUGGCAGAGGACGAUGAAGAGGGACGUUUUGAGCGUCAGAUCGACGAGAUUGAUGAACAGAUCGAGUGUUACAAAAGGGUGGAACUGCUGAGGGACAAGCGGGAUGUGUUGAAAAGUAAACCAGCGCCAAGAAAGGAUGAAGAAAUGGAGACUGAUAAUAACAAUGAGGAGGAGGAGGAAGGAGAAGAAGAUGAAGAGGGGUUGCUGGGGCUUUUGUCCCGAGACUGGAGGGCUAAAGGGGCUCUGGCUUAGAGUUCUUCAUGUAAAACCUGGUUUUGUUAAGAUUGUUGAUAAAUUUGCUCUCAAACAUGAAAUUUGUACAUAGUUUUGUUAAAAGUCGCGGUCUUUUGUAAAUUUCAUAUUCAGUCAUGCAAAAGUACUUCAGUAAAAGUGCUACACAAAAUCAAAGCUUCUGAAUGUAUCCUUUAAAAACAUAAGAAACUCAA
Messenger RNA from Xiphophorus maculatus (southern platyfish), 1712 nucleotides. RefSeq names its product zinc finger protein 830 (gene znf830). The coding region runs from base 511 to 1518 and encodes 335 amino acids. Gene Ontology annotation, biological process: nuclear DNA replication; mitotic DNA replication checkpoint signaling; mitotic DNA damage checkpoint signaling. Gene Ontology annotation, molecular function: nucleic acid binding; zinc ion binding. Lineage: Eukaryota; Metazoa; Chordata; Actinopteri; Cyprinodontiformes; Poeciliidae. The record is from RefSeq and is a predicted model, not a curated record. The transcript has a single exon. Gene Ontology annotation, cellular component: spliceosomal complex; nucleus.